AUGCUCACUUAUGUGAAUGAAAAUCCAAAAUUCGCUGAAACUUUAAAGUAGCUAGUCGAAUGUGGAAAAGAUAGAACAAUUAGAUGGCCAGAAAUAGCUAAAGUCUUGGAGAAUAUGUUUAGUAUCACCAUUUCAAAGCCUUGUUUACUCAAACCAGCUUAUCAAUCUAUUAUCAGUCCUAAUGUGGAAUUAGAUAAGCAAUAACAUCGAUUAUUGGUUAUAACUGUAAUCAAACAUUCAGCUUUAAUUAAAUAGGCCUUGCCUGACUUUCAAAAAACAUCAGGAAUAUAGUAAAGUGUUAUUAUAUCUUCAGAAUUUAAUCAAAAAAGUUCUAAAGUAGAAUGUAUCGUUCCUUUAAAACAGCCAUAGAAACAGGAAUCUAAGUUUUCGUGUAGAAGAAGUCAGAAUAUAGAAAGAGAUUAGUUAGAGUGCCUGGCUCAGCUAUUUCUCGUGUGUUGUAAUGCAAAAUACUUCCAUCAGAUGAUCCCUUCACAAAUAAAUUAAAGUUUAUGUCAGAACAACUGUCUAUUCUACUUAUGAUUAGUAUCGAUUACGAUGGAGAAGACAUAACUGCACUCUAUUCUACAGUGACUUAAAAAAUGACAAAGAAGAACUUUCAUUUAUUAUUGAAUUGCAUAUCCUUCAUGUUCGAUUUAAAAUGUAUUAGUCAAGGUUAGAUAACAAGAGAUGAAUAAUUAAUGCCUGAUUAUUGGUUAUAGCCAACAAUCAAAGAGAACUAGAAAUUAUAUGUUUAUAAUUAUUUCUUUGAGGAUGACAAUUGUUAGAAGUAUUAAAUGUAUUCCGAUGCAGUUGAUGUUUAAUAAGAAAUGGAUUACAAAGUGUUUUUAAAUAUAAAUCCUAUUUCUUAACCAAAAUAGUAAUCAUUCUUGAAAAGGAAUACAAAAUUAAAGACUGUGAGAGGGAGAAUAACCGUAAAUGAUAAGAAGUACCCAAGUGAAAGAACCAUAAUUUUUGCAGAGCCAGAAGAAGAAAGUGAGGAAGAGUUUUAUGAUAUAAAAUUUGGUAGAAAGUAGAAUUGCAUUUGA
Molecule: messenger RNA, 1046 nt
Organism: Paramecium octaurelia
Lineage: Eukaryota; Ciliophora; Oligohymenophorea; Peniculida; Parameciidae
Source: the annotation of a GenBank genome assembly